AUGUCUUUUGCGCUCUUUAGACAAAUCCUCCCGUUGAUCAUCACCCUCUGUGUCGUCGGCGGCAUCGGCUUCGUCCUCUACCACGUCUACCUCAGCGUCACCAAGAUGGGCGAGACAGCCUCGCAAAAGAUGGGGAAGAAGAACGUUGUCCUCACGAAGGACGGCAUGCGCGUCGGUGUCAAGAACGUCAGAAACGAAAGAUAUGUCGACCAGACCCAGAGCUACGUCGUAAAAGCGUGGAACCUCGGCCAAGCACAAGACGAUAAAAAGGCCAACUAA
Beauveria bassiana ARSEF 2860 is the source of this 279-nucleotide messenger RNA. RefSeq lists its product as uncharacterized. Lineage: Eukaryota; Fungi; Ascomycota; Sordariomycetes; Hypocreales; Cordycipitaceae. Bases 1 to 279 code for a protein of 92 amino acids. The record is from RefSeq and is a predicted model, not a curated record. The transcript is spliced from 2 exons.